Arabis nemorensis is the source of this 1698-nucleotide messenger RNA. NCBI's taxonomy places the organism in Eukaryota, Viridiplantae, Streptophyta, Magnoliopsida, Brassicales, Brassicaceae. The record is from the annotation of a GenBank genome assembly.
AUGGAGUUCAAGCUCAACAUUCCCAACACACUAGCUAUAGGCUUCUUCCUCUUUGCUUUUCUUACAUUCCAAAUCACAGAAGCAAAGGUUCAUCGUCAUACUUUGAAGAUAAAGUCAAAAGCGUACACACGACUUUGUAAUACCAAAGAGAUUUUAACGGUGAACAGAGAACUCCCCGGACCAACGUUAAGAGCCUACCGUGGAGAUAAGCUCAUCGUCAAUGUCAUCAACAAUGCAAAUUAUAAUAUUACCCUCCAUUGGCAUGGAGCUAGACAAAUUAGGAAUCCGUGGUCAGACGGACCUGAGUAUGUCACCCAGUGUCCAAUCCGACCAGGACAAAGCUAUGUAUAUAGAAUUGAUCUUACGAUUGAAGAAGGAGCAAUUUGGUGGCACGCGCAUAGCCAAUGGGCACGAGCAACCGUCCAUGGAGCGUUUAUCGUCUACCCGAAACGCGGCUCGUCAUAUCCUUUUCCUACACCUCACCGCGAAUUCCCUCUCAUUUUAGGUGAAUGGUGGAAGAAGAAAAACAUAAUGGAUAUACCAGGAAGUGCUAAUAAAACCGGAGGCGAACCGGCUAUCUCCGAUGCAUAUACAAUAAACGGACAACCCGGUUAUCUAUACCCAUGCUCUAAACCGGACACAUUCACAGUAACGGUUGUGCCUGGCCGGCGAUACCUUCUUCGGAUUAUCAACGCCGUGAUGGACGAAGAACUCUUCUUUGCAAUCGCAAACCAUACCUUAACCGUUGUGGCCAAAGACGGUCUCUACUUAAAACAAUUCAACACUACUUACUUAAUGAUCACUCCAGGUCAAUCCAUGGACGUCCUCCUCCACGCAAACCAGCGGUCAGACCGCUACUUUUUAGCUGCUCGAGCUUACUCCUCUGCUUUUGGUGCCGGUUUUGACAAAACCACCACCACAGCCAUCUUACAAUACGAAGGCGUCCCCUUAACCGACGAAUUAAACCGAAACCCACCGGUUUUACCUCCUUACAACCAUACCGAAGCAACAACACGGUUCACUAGCCAAUUUCGAAGCCUACGUCCGGUUAACAUCCCGGUUAAAAUCGACACUCGUCUUCUCUACGCGAUCUCCGUGAAUCUGAUGAAUUGCUCCGACGAUAAACCCUGUACCGGUCCUUACGGGAAGAGAUUCUCGUCGAGCGUUAACAACAUCAGCUUCGUGAACCCUUCGAUCGAUAUUCUCCGAGCUUAUUAUCGCCGUAUCGGAGGUAUUUUUCAGGAGGAUUUCCCGAGAAAUCCGCCGACGGAAUUCGAUUACACCGGAGAGAAUCUUCCGUUUCCGACGAGGUUUGGGACGAAAGUGGUGGUUCUUGAUUUUAAUUCGAGUGUUGAGUUGGUUUUGCAGGGGACGAAUGUGUUGGCUUCGGAUAAUCAUCCGAUUCAUCUCCAUGGGUAUAGCUUCUUUGUUGUGGGUUCGGGUUUUGGGAAUUUCGAUCGCCAGAAAGAUCCGUUGAGGUAUAAUCUCGUUGAUCCACCGGAGGAGACCACCGUCGGAGUUCCUCGUAACGGCUGGACCGCCGUUAGAUUCAUAGCUAACAAUCCAGGGGUGUGGUUGUUGCAUUGCCAUAUAGAGAGACAUGCGACAUGGGGAAUGAACACAGUGUUCAUAGUGAAAGAUGGACCGACGAAAUCAUCUCGAAUGCUCAAGCCUCCUCCUGAUCUACCUUCUUGUUAG